AUGGUUUUCAUUAAUGACAAUGAGGUUUCACUGAUGCUUUCAGAAAUGGGAUCUUCUUUGGUGGAUGUUUUUAGAAUGGUUACGGCACUUCUAAGUGGUUUUGCAGGAGUUUACACAGAGGCAGCAAAGAGAAGCCAAACACCUCUUCCUUCUCAGGUGAAUGAUGACCGGAUUAUUCUUGACAAGACUCUUACUGAUCAAGUGUCUAUAUGGAAAAGCAGCAGAGGCCUGACUGAUAAGGUGGUCUUGGACCAUGAUUGCCCUGGAGAAACAUGUACUUACUAUCAAAUUGGAGAUGUAUUUGUUUGUGAGAAGACUGGGCAGGUUCAUGUUUGUGAUGAUACAUGUAGAGAAGCUGUUUUGGACCCUACAAAUGAGCUUUUGGUUUGUACAAUAUCUGGACAUUGUUUUGAUAGAUUGCUGUCACCAGCUGAAAUGGAACCAGACACUGUAAGAGAGAUCUCCUCUAGCUUAUACUUUUGGCUUUUUGUCAUAAAACACACUUAGACCUGUUAAAAAUAUGAAAAUGAAAAAAGAAGAGCUAGACCUUCACUGUGCA
This is a messenger RNA of Camellia sinensis, 559 nucleotides long. The record is from RefSeq and is a predicted model, not a curated record. NCBI's taxonomy places the organism in Eukaryota, Viridiplantae, Streptophyta, Magnoliopsida, Ericales, Theaceae.